This is a messenger RNA of Pygocentrus nattereri (red-bellied piranha), 3086 nucleotides long. It is a transcript of the gene bmp16, whose product is annotated as bone morphogenetic protein 16. The transcript is spliced from 3 exons. Gene Ontology annotation, cellular component: extracellular region. Bases 628 to 1884 code for a protein of 418 amino acids. Gene Ontology annotation, molecular function: growth factor activity; cytokine activity. The record is from RefSeq and is a predicted model, not a curated record. Lineage: Eukaryota; Metazoa; Chordata; Actinopteri; Characiformes; Serrasalmidae. Gene Ontology annotation, biological process: BMP signaling pathway; SMAD protein signal transduction.
GAGUGAAAAAGAGAAGGAGAGACAGAGCGAGAGAGAGAGGAAAAGGAGAGACAGAGCGAGAGAGAGGAAAAGGAGACAGGCAGCUCCAAAGCCAGGGAUCAGACUGGACGGGGGAUUUUUUUUGCCGGCCAGCGCAGAUACUUCAAAACUCCUACCUUUCUUCCUCACCACAUCUUUCUCUCUUUUCAUCCAGUGGUGCCAGAGAGGCAGCGGCAGCGGUGGCUGGGACAGGACAGAACGGGACAGGACGAGUCGGGACAGGGUGGAGGAGGUGAGAAAGGAGCAGAGGUCCAGGGGCCAGAGGGAAGCUGGUGGAUAUUUUUUAAGUGAGCGCUUAUCUGAAGCUGACAGCAGGAUGAGCGCGUGAGCACAGAGGGUCGCUUGUCCCUCCCUCACUCCAUCCCUCACUCCCUCACUCGGCCCCGCAGCAUGGAGUCAAGCCCAUCGCUACCUGGCGACCACCAAGACAGAGAGAGUUAGAAGGAGACUGAGAGAGAUAGAGAGAGAGUGAUAGAAAGAGAGGAAACCGGCUUCUCAGGAGAGCGCAAGACACAAGGGUCUGUAACGCUGGAGCUCAAGGACAAACCAUGGACUCUGCACACCUCCCACCACACCUGGACGUCCACAAUGUUCCCUGCUAGUCUACUGGUUCUGAUGACCCUGCUGCUACCUCAAGCUUUGUCGGGUCGCCAGGGGAGUUCCAGUCACUCUGAGGGGAACUUGGUCACUCCUCUGGAGCCCAAUUUGGCCCAGGCCAUCCAGAACCUCCUGCUGACGCGGCUGGGCCUACAGUCCCAUCCCAACCCACGCUCAGGGGCACUAGUACCCCAGUAUCUCUUGGACCUCUACCGCUUCCACACAGAACAGUACCAUCUAGUAGAAGAUCCAGACUUCAGCUACCCUACCAAGCACGUCCAAGGAGCAAACACUGUCCGCAGCUUCCACCAUGCAGCGUCUCCAGACCUCCCGGACCACGAAAGCAAGAGUGGCAGGAUCCACAUGGACUUCAACCUGUCUUCCAUCCCACCCUAUGAGAAUGUGGUCUCAGCAGAGCUACGUUUCUUGCGUGGCCGUAAUUCCAAUCCUCACACCAUCAGCCUCUAUCUCUAUGAUGGUGAGACUGACUCAAAUCCCAAGUUACUCCAUUCAAGACAGCUAACAAGAGACCCCAAGAACUCGUGGGAGGUCUUCCCCCUGGCAGGUGAACUGUUCCAGAAGCUGUCUGAAUGGUCAGGGAGCAUGUCCUUUAUCUUGGAGGUGACCCCAGGCAACAGCAGCCGUCCAAUGGAGGAUGUAGAUGGAGAGGGACAUCUAAGAGUGCGCAGGUCUGCAGGCCAGGAUGAGCACAGCUGGACACGACAGAGACCCCUUCUGGUCACUUACAGCCAUGAUGGGCGCAGUGAACCACUAGUACCCUUUGGAAAGAGGACCCCCAGGGGCAGGAGGGGAGGGAGCAGGGUUAGAAAUGGCAGGGGUCAGGGAUUAGAGGCAGGCUGGCGUGCCGGGUGGACAGAGAGGCGGGUGAAGCGGAACGGCGGUGGGCGGGCAGCUAAACUCAAGCGCCUGUCUCGUGCUAGGUGUCGUCGUCACCCGCUCUACGUGGACUUCAAAGAAGUUGGUUGGAACAAGUGGAUCGUGGCACCGACAGGCUAUGAUGCCUUCUUCUGCUUGGGUGAGUGCCGCUUCCCUCUGGCCGACCACAUGAACUCGUCCAGCCACGCCAUGGUGCAGACGCUGCUAAACUCUGUCAAUGGAGCCGUGCCACGGGCCUGCUGUGUGCCCACAGCCCUCAGCCCCAUCGCAUUGCUCUAUCUUGACCAGGAUGAACAUGUGGUCCUGAAAAACUACCAAGACAUGGUGGUGGAGGGCUGCGGCUGCCGAUAACAUGAAGGACGAAAGGUGGAAGAACGAGCAGAAUAUAGUGAAAAAGAAAUGUCAAGAUCUUCAAGCUCUCAGCAGAACUUCUAUUCUAAGGACACCCACAAUCCUCUGGAUCCCAGCUUUGAUUCCCUUGUCCCGUGAUGUCUGUAUGUUGUGUACAUUGUAAUGGUUGUGCUACCUACCCACUCAUUCUGCCCCUACACUGAUGUGUUCUGCGUUAUCACAGCUCUCUGUCUUGUUACAACAGUUGUGUAAGUGUUCUUGUGUAUUUCCCAUCCCUGUCCCGCACUUUUUCCACGCGCUACCACCAUGUCACUACAGAAGAUGCCAGCAGAGUUGAUGAUGGACAAGAGAUGUUAGGUGAUCCUGUGACGGACUUCAGGGUGAAAAGAAGCAACAAAGGCGUCCAGAGAUCAGUCCAUUAUUUCUCUCAACACAACUAAUACUCCAAAGGAUGUGCAUUUACAGAGAAAAGACUGGCCAUUAGCACUUCCCACCAGAAAAUAUUUAAAACCCUGACACUAAUUUUGAGAAACUAUUAUGCUAUUGUUUGAAUGUAUAAGUGCUAUUAUUUAUGGUGACUUUUUAUGUUAAUUUACAUUGCAGUCAAGUUCACAGUUGCUAAACAAUUAAACAUCUAUGGUCUUAAAAUAAAUCUAAUUUAAGAGAACACACACACACACACACACACACAUAUAUAUAUAUAUAUAUAUAUAUAUAUAUAUCUGUAUAUGAAUAUAUGUAUAUCUAUUUAAAUAGCAAACAAGUAUGAUGUAUUUAAUCUUGACAAAUAUUGCAGAUAUGCAUAUCGCAAGGUCUCACAAAUACAGUGAAGGUAGCUCAAAACUGGUUGCAUUUAUCUGUGUAUAAAACUCAAUAGUGAGUCAUCGAGUCGUGGUAGUUUCUCAGUGUCCAAUUGUGAAACAGUGAAAGUUGCCUCAACACAUGGAAUAUUGCUAUAAUAUUACAUAUUCUCAACAAACCUGUUUGCCUGUCUGAAAAGUUAAGUAAAAAAGCAAGAACAAACACGUUGCUACUUUAAGUGCAGUGCUUACAGGUCACUGAAAUUAUUCUGGUUAUUUCCUAAUUAUACUUUACCAGUGUGAUACCAUCAACAGCUGCAUUUAAGCAACAGUCUGUGGAAAGUCUAAUGUCUGAAGAUGUGAAAUGUCUUAAAAUAAACAGAAAAAUGAUCACGCACUCUA